Messenger RNA from Fonsecaea nubica, 975 nucleotides. RefSeq lists its product as hypothetical. The record is from RefSeq and is a predicted model, not a curated record. The coding region runs from base 1 to 975 and encodes 324 amino acids. The transcript has a single exon. Lineage: Eukaryota; Fungi; Ascomycota; Eurotiomycetes; Chaetothyriales; Herpotrichiellaceae. Gene Ontology annotation, molecular function: hydrolase activity.
AUGCCCUACCAAUACGACCCGGAAUACCACCAGGCCAUCGAGCCCAUGCUGCCGGCCAUGGCCGCGGCGCCACAACACCCUCCUUACGAAGUCGCCCCGCGCCGCGCCGGCAUCGACGGCAUGUGGGCGGGCCUGAUGAAGAACUGGCCCGAAGUUGACGACGUCGAGGAGACGAUCUUCAAGGUCGCGUCAUUUGACGGCGUCGAGAUCAACGUCCACCGCUUUGCGAAAAAGGGCUCCGCUGCGACGCAGUCGGCGGCAGUCGUGUACACCCACGGCGGAGGGUAUUUCUGCCUCAGUGUCCCGCUUUACCGCAAGAUGAUCCAGAGUUACGUGACGCAGGGGGGCGUCCCGUUCUUCGCGGUCGAGUACCGGUCGCCGCCCGAGUAUCCCUUCCCAACGCCCAUCGAGGACUGCUACGCGGCGCUCAAGUGGGUUCACUCCCCCAAAGGUGCCGCGGAACUGGGUGUCGACCCCGCCCGGAUCGCCAUCAUGGGCGACUCGGCAGGUGGGGGACUCGCGGCCGGGGUGGCCAUCAUGGCGCGGGACAGGAAGCUCGACCCCCCGCUGGCCCGGCAGGUGCUCGUCAACGCCAUGCUCGACGACCGCAACAAGGGCCGCUACGAGGCCGCAGGGGGCCUCCACACCUGGACGCCCGACGACAACCUCACGGGCUGGGCUGCAUACAUCGGUCGCGAAAAGGCCGGCAACCCCACCGCCGACGUCUCGCCCUGGGCCGCCCCGGCGCGGGUCUCCUCCGUGGCGGACCUCCCACCCGUGUACAUCGACGUGCCGGACCUGGACAUCUUCAGGGACGAGAACAUCAAGUACGCGGCACGACACGCCGAGGCGGGCAUUCCGCUCGAGAUGCACGUCUAUCCCGGCCUGCCUCAUAGCUUCGAGUCAUUCGCGCCCAAGAUAUCGACGGCCAAGACGGCGGUGGCGAACAGGGUGAAAUUCAUCUCCAAGCUGUAA